UUUUAAAAAAAUAUGACGUGGUGGUUGUUUGUAGGUGAUGGUUGUUUGGUGGUUGGUGGGGUAACAAGUUAGAAAGUGGUUAAAAAAGUGAAAGUGAAAUAGAAAUAGGGUACAUUUUAUAUGGGGGCAUGUUUAUAAAGUCAUGUUAAUAUCCGAGCGUUACCCAGUAAAUAAUAGGCAUCUAAUUUUGAAAAUCCAAAAAAGAAAUACAGGCUUAUAAAUAAGUAUGAAGGGAGUAUUAAACUGAAAUGUGGUUAGGGGUUUAAGGGAGGACCCACAGCAAAAUUGAAACACUAACGCUCCCCUGAAUUUGAAAAACACAGAAGAGCGCGAAAAAGACAACCCACCACACUCUCUCUCGAAUUUCGUCUUCUUCUCGUGUUUCCCCAUUUUCCAGCAUUUCUCUCAGAUUCCCUGUUUAAUUAAUCAUUUCUGCUCCUCUAACUACGACUUCUCUACUGUUUUCCCCAUUUCUUUUUUACAUUUUCAAAAUUAUUCACAUUCUACCCUUUUCAAAUUUCUGUUUUUUAAUUUUCCUUCAAAUUAUUAUUAAAUUCAAAUAAAAUACUAUUUUUUGAAUUGUUCCCAGUUCAAAAUUUUCAAACCCCAUUUCGAGGUACUUGUAGUUGUACUACGUCUGCUGUGGAAUGAGUUGUUUUCUCUCUCCUCUUCCUCUUCUCGAGCUUCUAGCUCGUCAACUAUGGAGCUUGUUGAAGGAUUGAUAAAUGCACAAAGUAGGGCUGUUGUGGAAGCUUCAGUGGUCUAUUGACCUAUGAAUGACUCAGAUUUCUAGCACUUGGUGUGCUUGGAGUUGUUUUAUUCCUCUUGAAAUCGGUUAAGUUUUUAUCCUUUUGUCAUUGGAAGGUUAAGUUUUUAUCCUUUUGUCAUUGGAAGAUUGAGUUUCGAAAUAGAAACAACUGAAGAUGAUGAAGAGAAGAACUGAGGUGAAAUCAAGGGGUUCUAAAAAGGUGGCUAAUCCACAACAUGUUGUGUAUGAACUCAAGCAUCGAGUUGUUCUUGCUAUUAAUAAGAUUGCGGACCGUGAUACAUACCAAAUUGGAGUUCAGGAGUUGGAAAAAACAGCUGAAAGUUUGAACCUAGAUGGACUUGUCCCAUUUUUGUCAUGUAUAUUGGAUUCAGAUUCGGAACAAAAGAGUGCAGUUCGCAAGGAAUGUGUUAGGGUGAUGGGAGUUUUGGUGAAAAUGCAUGGGGAUCUUAUAGGGCCACACUUGGCGAAGAUGGUUGCUUCAAUCGUAAAACGACUAAAGGAUCAGGAUUCUGUUGUUAGGGAUACAUGUGUGGAGACAAUGGGUGUUUUUGCAUCAGAAUUUGGAAAUCGUCAAGUUGAAACUGAUGGUGUCUUUGUUUUGCUAGUGAGGCCCUUGUUUGAGGCCUUGGGUGAUCAGAAUAAGCAGAUUCAGGCAGGUGCUGCAAUGUGUUUAGCCAGGGUCAUUGAAAACAUGACUGAUCCUCCAGUGUCAAUCUUGCAAAAGAUGUUGGCUCGCACCAUGAAAUUGCUCAAGAAUCCACACUUCAAGGCUAAACCAGCAGUGAUUGAAUUGAACAAAAGUCUUAUUCAGGCGGGAGGUGCUCUGUCACAUAGUGCUUUAUCAACCGCAAUUUGCAGCAUACAAGAAGCUCUAAAGGAUAGUGAUUGGACAACUCGUAAGGCUGCGUCAUUAGCAUUGGGGGAGAUAGCUUCAAGUGGAGGAUCCUUCUUGGUGCCUUUUAAGGCUUCUUGCAUUCAAGCACUUGAAUCAUGUCGCUUUGAUAAGGUGAAACCAGUAAGAGAUACAGUAUCACAAGCACUGCAUUGCUGGAGAAGCAUUGGACGACAGGAUGUGCCCGAACCUUCAGAUAGUUUGUGCGGUGAUGACUGCAGUGAUCUAAUUACUGCUGGAAGCUCUAUGUGGAAAGAUGUUUCUCAUACAGAAUCAAAGACCAAUGUUGUAAGGAAUAGAGCUUUCGAAUCAAGAAGAAAAGGAAGUCCUAAUUUCGUUGAGAUUUCUAGCAAAUCUAAUAACAGUGACUGGCAUGUUGAUGUUGCUGUUCCAAAAAUGCACUCCGGUAUUUCACAGUAUCUUCAUAAUGAUAAAUCUGGAAGCAGCUCUGUUUGUAAGACACAAGAAACAGUGACGGCUGAUGUCAUAAGCAUGAAAGACGUUGGGCAUGAGUAUGAUCUAAUUGACGACAAGCAGGAGUAUUCAUCUGCAUCGAACCGUGUUUCAGAUAAUUUUACUAACAAGUUUAUGUCAGAUUUCCAUUGCAAUUCUCGUAGAGGUGAUAUCACAAAGUCAGUAGGAGGAGAAAACAGGUUUGCAGUGGGAAAAAAUGAUGUUGAAACUGAAAAGCAGUCAUACAUAUCAAAGCUGGAAGAUCGAAGAAGUCUUGAUUCUACAGUUACAGAAGCUGAUGAGUGUCAUUCUGUGCGUGUUUAUCGUCCCCAAACAGAAAACGAGAUUAUUUCUAUCCAGAAACAGCUUAUGGAAAUAGAAAACAAGCAGUCAAGAUUGAUGGAUAUCUUACAGGGAUUUACAAUGAGCACCAUGGAGACCUUAUCUAUCAUACAAUUAAAGGUUUCAAGUCUGGAACAUGCUGUUGACAGAAUUGUGCAUGACCUUGCUCAGGGAGGCAAAUUUAGUGAUCUCGCUAGCAGGGGAUCUGUUGAAAAAGGCCGGAGUGUUAUUUCUCCUGGAAUGUCCAACAAUUCCACUCCUAGGCAAUCAAUCGAAACUCAGGACCGAAAUCUUGCUGCACAAUGCUUAAGCAACAGAAACAGUUGGGAGGGGAAAGCUGUAGGGAUGAAGAAUAAAAGCAAUCCUAUUAGCCCAUGUCUGGACUCUCGAAGACAACCAUUGUCAAUGGUGAAUAGAAAUCAUAUUAGAGAAGGGCCUGAGAAAAGUACUGGGCCGAAUCUGCAAAACACAACCUACCACCGAAGCAGGAAAACUAACAUAAUUUCUUCAAUUUCUCAGGGUAAUACUAGGCAGAAUGGAAGAGUGGAUAAAAAUGACAUUGUUUCUUCAACUUCUCAUGGUAAUACUCAGCUGAAUGGAAGAGUGGAUAAUAAUGACCUCUGGAAGUAUGUUAAGAGUCUUCUGUGCGAAGGGGACCUUGACUCUGCCUACAGAGAAGCUCUCUAUUCAGGCGAUCAACUACUUCUGAUUGAGCUCAUUGAUGGAACUGGUCCCGUGCUGGAUAGUUUGUCAGAUGAGACCAUCAGCAAUCUCUUUAUUGCAUUAGCAUCAUGUGCCUCGGAACACAGAAUUGUUGAAUCUAUAAUUCCAUGGUUGCAGCAGAUAGUAGAUCUGAGCACAAUUCACGGACCAAACUGUGUUCCUCUUUCUCUGAAAGUAAAGAGAGAUAUUCUAUCGGCAGUGCAGGAAGCAUUGGAUGUUGAAGUUACUCAUCCUACAAAGAGACGAUUGGUCGCCCAACUAGCGAUGAAAUUACAACAAAUUUGGGGUUAGGCUGUUUUCUCAUAUGGACAGUGUCCUUCGACGUUGACUAAGGUGAUGCUCCGGCUACUCUGAGUUAGUAUGUAUCUUGUAGGUGUCAAUCUUUAUCUUCUUUUUCCAUUACAAGCUUAGACUAAGAUUCUACCAGUAGAACAGUUUGUACAUCUUGCAUAAUGUUGUCAGAAAGUUUCUCUACUAGUCAUGUGCAUGGAUGAUCGAUUCUAAUUUAGUGUGCUAUCUUCCACAAGAAGUGGUAAGCAGCGAUUAUUAA
Chenopodium quinoa (quinoa) is the source of this 3729-nucleotide messenger RNA. Its product is annotated as TORTIFOLIA1-like protein 2. Bases 924 to 3470 code for a protein of 848 amino acids. Gene Ontology annotation, molecular function: microtubule binding. Gene Ontology annotation, cellular component: microtubule. The record is from RefSeq and is a predicted model, not a curated record. The transcript has 8 exons. Lineage: Eukaryota; Viridiplantae; Streptophyta; Magnoliopsida; Caryophyllales; Amaranthaceae.